GGAACUUCUUCUUCUUGUUUUGGGUGACUUAAACGACUUUUCUUCUUCUUCCUCUCCCAUAAAUAAAUAAUCUCCUCGCAAUCUUCAUCGGCGAAUCCCAAUCUUGUGGCUUAGAGUUCUCUCUCAUCUUUUUCUUCGUCAUCUUUGCUCGGUAAGAUCCUCAAUCAAGCGUGAUUUUUGAUUGAAAUUCUUCUUCAACCAAAGGAGAAAGAUUUUCACUUGCUAGGGUUUUUACCGUUGUUUAAUUUUACUUCGUUUUCUUUCUGGUCUGGUUUUUUGGGGCUUUUUAUCCUUUAUUCUUAAUCAAUUUCAUUGUAUAAUCAUUGAUUUUGAAUUCUGUAGCUUGUGAUUCAAGGAUCUGAUUGAAUAGGGUUAGAAAAAGUAUCAAUUUUUUAGAAAUUGAUUUGGGGGUUUUAAAAUCUUCACCGCUGCUUAGAUUCACUGGCUUAUCUGAAUUCAGUUGUUCUGUUCUUCGUUAAUUAGAGAGGAUUUCUUGUGGCUGUUGUUGUUUUUGGUAUUUGAUAUAAUGGCGGCAGGCAAAGUCAGUGCUUCGAGACGUGAAAAUCUCUCUCAUGUCUCUCGAAAAGCAUCUCAGCGUUGCGUGUUCGACGACGAGGAUAUUAGGGUUGGAGGGAAGGAGGUUAUGGAUUCAGAUGAUGGGGCUGUGCUUCUCCCUCCUCAGAAGAGGAGGAAGUUUUCUCCUGUUAUGUUGGAUGAGGAAGACAUUAUUCACUCAUGUUCGACUCAAGAGAUAAAUCUAGAUGAUGAUCAUGAGCCUGGCCAGAUUCACGAAGAGGAUUUUACUCGUGCGCCGAAUAUUUUGAUGUCUCGUUGGGCAUGUGAUGAUGAUUUGGAGGAUUAUAGUCGUGAAGAGAAGGGAAGGGGAUCGAGUCCUGAGAGUGGGGUUACCCAAAAGGAGGGUUCUGACAAUUCGGGGAGUAGGUGUUCUGGGUCGGAUGAAGAAUGUGUGCUGAGAUCCUACAGUGAAGUUGAAUGUUCAGAAAGUGACUUGGAGAAUGAUGAACGUAUGGAGCUUGAUGAUAGUGAAGGUUAUGAUUUGGUUUCUGACGAGGACUCUAUGGCCAGAGUUUCCGGGGUUGGAAGGAGGAACAUGCUACAGGGUUGUAGAAGCGUAUUUGAUUAUGAGAAGCUUGGUAAAAUUAGUGAGGGUAGUUAUGGUAUUGUGUACAAAGCAAGGGACAAGGAGAGUGGGGAGAUGGUUGCUCUAAAGAAGAUGAAGAUGGGAAACCAAAGAGAGGGUUUUCCAGUAUGUUACUUGAGGGAAAUUAAUACUCUUAUGUCCAUGAACCACCCUUCUAUAGUGAAUGUUCGAGAAGUAGUAGUCGAUGAUAGUGUUGAUGGAUUUGAUAGUAUUUAUAUGGUGAUGGACUAUGUGGAGCAUGACCUGAAGUUGCUAAUGCAGUCCAGGAAGCAACCUUUUAGGCAGAGUGAAGUGAAGUGUUUAAUGCUUCAGCUUUUAGAGGGUGUUAAAUAUCUUCAUGAUAAUUGGGUGCUACAUAGAGAUUUGAAGACAUCAAAUCUAUUGUUAAAUAAUAAGGGCGAGCUGAAAAUAUGCGAUUUUGGAAUGUCACGCCAGUACGGCAGCCCACUGAAGCCAUAUACCGCGUUAGUGGUUACACUUUGGUACAGGGCUCCUGAACUUCUUCUUGGAGCUAAAGGGUAUUCAACCGCUCUUGAUAUGUGGUCUGUGGGUUGCAUAAUGGCUGAAUUACUGACAAAUAAACCAUUAUUUGAUGGGAAAACGGAGUUUGAGCAGUUAGACAAGAUAUUCAGAACGCUGGGCACGCCUAAUGAAAAGAUUUGGCCGGGUUAUUCUCAGCUGCCUGGGGUCAGGCUGAACUUUGUUAACCAACCUUUACAUUAUCGUUUCAGGUAUAAUCAAUUACAUAAGAAGUUCCCUCGUGCAUCUUUUACAGACUCUCCAGCACUUUCUGACUUGGGACUUGACUUGUUGAGCCGGCUAUUGACAUAUGACCCUGAGAAGAGGAUAACAUCAAACGAGGCCCUUAACCAUCCCUGGUUCCAGGAGGUUCCUCUCCCCAAUUCCAGGGAGUUCAUGCCUUCUUUUUCAGCAAACAAGUAUCUCUGUCGACUUCGACUGGGAUUAAUAGGCAUAUAUGGAUCGGUAAUCGAGGACAUUUGGAUGACUAUCUAUUGGAUGUGUGUCAACUGGAGUUAAGACAGUUUUGGAUUAUGAGUGAUGUGGAAGUGGAUUAUGCAUUAUUAUAUCUGGGAUCAGUUACUUCCUCUCUCUUUCUCUCUCUUGUGCUUUUACAGAUGUUCAUGGGGCUGGGCUCUUUGUGUUGGAGGCUGCUGCAGUGUUUAUCCGUUGUGCUGCUGCAUUGAUCAUUCAUUGAUGGUUUUGUCUGUGAAUAUCGGAAGUAACAGAUUUUUUUGACUGAUUAUACCUCUUAGUGAAUUGGCUUUACCACCAUUAUGUCCUGUGCUCUUACAGAUUUGAGCUAUUUUGGAAGAUUGGACAUAUAUGUUGCCCCAUAACGCCGUUUAGCUACUGGGAAGCUAUUAUGGAGCAGACUUUGCAUCUGGAAUGAGUUUCCUGUUUGACCUCAAAUUAUCUGUCAGGCAGCUGCUUGAAUGUGUAAGGUGUGAAGUAGCAGUUCCUUACUCUGCUGUUCAUAUCUCUGUUCUCCUUUCUUUGUUCAGUGGUCAUGAUUGUUUUGUAUUCUUCUCUUCUAUGUUUUAUAUUCUAUUUUCUUUUAUUUCUUACUCUUAGGUGGUGGAGAUUUGACGAAACUCUUGUAAAUUCUCAAUAUUUUCUUGUAUAUUCUCACUAUCGUUAGACUGGUUAUGGACUUAUGGUGUACUAUCUAAAUAUAAUUCAUUUUCUCUGCUAGUCAUUUUUGCUUAAUUUAAUGUCAUACAAUGCACUUAUUUUUGCAAGAAUUGCUGCAUUAAAGGGGCACUGGAAAUAGUUUACAUCAUGCCUCAGCUACACGAGAAACUUUCAAGCUUUCAGGUAUUAGUAUAUCUAACAGAUUGAAGAUGUGGCGGUGCAAUUCUGAAGUUCUUUUGUGAAACUGUUAUGUUUAUGCAUUGCUUUUCAAUAUCUUGCUUUUUUCCUGCAUUCGCUUCCCCGGUUUAACACAUUCAAAGAUACUCAAGGGUAUCUUCAUUUGAACAGCAGCGUUUGUGAUCCAAUAUGAUGCUUGGCAAAAGAAUAAUUUUAUCUUUUUUUAAAUGGUUAUACAUGGGAAACAUCAUCUGUGUUAGUUGAGCCUUUGGUUGUUGAAUUUAGUUUUCUAGAACAUUAGCUCUAUCUACUAAGAUGAAUCAAACUUUUCCUGUGGUCUUGCAUCUGAAAUGCAGCAUUGAAGUUCGAAGGAGUCGAAACUAUGUGCAAUUAAUGGUCCUAAUACUUGUUUUUAGUUGCUAUUUAUGGGUUCCAUCCGUAUUUGUUGGCUAAAGGUAAUUUACAGUUGAUGAGUGUUCUCUAAAAUAUUUGCACUGAUUACUGAAUGGGAAUUUGUGCAUUAUCCUAUUUUUAUCUUUACUUUCGAGAAUUAUUACUAGAAAAUGUUGUAAUGAUGGGAGGAUUUCUACGUAGUAUGAGCAUCUUUUACUUUCUCUUUUUUGGUGUUUCUUCCUCUUCUUCUCUCAUAGAAGCAACCAUAUUAGAUUAUUAAUAUUGAGUUGUCAAUUCUUCGCUCUAGGCUUGUAGUCAAUUCAGGACCUUGACUGCAAAAUUUCAGCAUUUAUUGUGGAGUUUGACUGGUAUGUUAUUUCUUUACUAGUUAAUUGUAUGAUGUCUUUUGUAUUAAGUUGCAUCCUUGUGUACUCAAUCAUGUUUACAUUGGAUGAGGGAUCUUCAUGAGAGAUGGAGUUACCAGUGGAUCCAAUGCAGCUUUCUACAUCAACAAUGGAAUGCUGAGGAGUACUGCUUGUACAUUUUACUCGCACUAAGAGUUGUGUAGUGGUAAAUUGUAUUUCUUGGCUUUUUUCUGUGGUUGGUGGCUGAUCAUAUGCUUUUUACAUUCUGUAAUUUGAAGUUGAUCAGGUGUUGUUGAACUGUGCUGAGCUAAAUUGUUGUAGACUAAAGCUCUCCCUAGUUCUAUUAUAUUCGAGUAAUUGUUUUACUACGUUCUGAUUCCCAGAUAUGUUGAUCUGACAACUCCUUCACCAGGUUUGAGGUACAUUGUUCAAUAUUGAUUCAACUAGGAAAUUGGUCUUUGGAGUCUGAAAUUAAGUUUGUGUUAAGCAUUGUCAAAUGUUACGAUAUAUUUGUUUAUGACACCAAGCAUAUUUAUUUCAAAUGAUGUGUCAUGAUGCAGUAAGUUUGUUGUCGUUUUUUUUUUUUUGGGGGGGGGGGGGAGUAAGGAAACAAUCAGUUUAUGUACAUUUCAUAUUGUGAGUUUGAUUUUAUUCUGGAUGGAAUUCGUUCCUAUUUCCUAGUAAAGACCAUCUUUGUCUUGAUAUUUAUGAGGUAUGGUCCUUUUUUUGUUCUCACUUGCCAUACAGUUUUAUUGCUUUGUGUAGUAGCUUGAGGUUACUUGAAUGUUCAUGCCCUGAAUAUUAUCCCCUUGCUUACUAAAGGAGGCAUUUUGAAGGCUCUCUUUAUGCGUAUAUCCAAUUUCCAAUUGCCCACCCAGAAUGGGCUAGAUGCAUUGAUAGGUACUCCACCACUGGGUUGGUCAACUUUUAGUUAUAAAAAAUAUCACCAUAUCAGGUAUGUUUACCACUAGUAAUGUGUUCAUGUUCGUUUGUAUUCUGUGCCCAAGGUAGUUAGCUAUUUUUCUCACUUGCCCUGUUGUGCAUGUGAAGUUGUGCAAUGUUGCUGAGCACCAGUAAACGAAGAAACUGGACUCCUUUGUCGAGCGAGUCAAUUGAAUCUACUAUUUGAUAUUGUGAUCAUUAGAGUUAUUUUUUAUGCAAACCUUUACACUGGUGCCUAAUAAAAGUAUAUAUGGUGUCUUGGCGAUGUA
Molecule: messenger RNA, 4961 nt
Organism: Beta vulgaris subsp. vulgaris (sugar beet)
Lineage: Eukaryota; Viridiplantae; Streptophyta; Magnoliopsida; Caryophyllales; Amaranthaceae
Product: cyclin-dependent kinase G-2
Exons: 6
Coding region: 527-2200 (557 amino acids)
Biological process (GO): protein phosphorylation; regulation of mitotic cell cycle
Cellular component (GO): nucleus
Molecular function (GO): cyclin-dependent protein serine/threonine kinase activity; ATP binding
Source: RefSeq, a predicted model, not a curated record